Arachis stenosperma is the source of this 1822-nucleotide messenger RNA. RefSeq names its product glycosyltransferase BC10. The coding region runs from base 369 to 1484 and encodes 371 amino acids. Gene Ontology annotation, cellular component: membrane. Gene Ontology annotation, molecular function: glycosyltransferase activity. Lineage: Eukaryota; Viridiplantae; Streptophyta; Magnoliopsida; Fabales; Fabaceae. The transcript has 11 exons. The record is from RefSeq and is a predicted model, not a curated record.
CCCCCCCCCCCCCCCUCUCUCUCUCUCUCUCUCUUAUUCAUCUUCAUAGCUCAGUUUUUCAUAGUUUAAACUCCAAAAAUCACAUGCUUUUUUCUAACACCUCACGAGAAUCUUGAACCCUUCUUUGUGAACUUGUAUUGCUUUCUGGGGUAGGGAAAUUUUGGGGGGAUUUGUGAAUGUUGGUUUUGCCAUGGAUCUGGUUGGAUCUUCAGUUCCAGAUAGAUUCCUACUUGGUUCAUUGAUUUGAGGCAAAAAGUUUUGUUUUUUAUGGUUUGAUUUAGCUUCUGAACUGGUUGGAAAUGGUGGGUCAGUAUAAGUGAGGAAGAAGAAGGAGAAAAAGGGAGUGUUGUUAUUGUUAAGGCUAGAAUAUGAAGAAGAAGGUGGUUCAGCAGAAACCUCAGCACAGAUGGAGGAGGAAGGUUUUGACUUUGAUGUUUGUGGGAAUAUUUUUUGGAGGGUUGUUGUUUAUGCAGACAAGGUGGUACACUCAUGUUGUUGGGUUGGUUCCAUUGAAUCACCAUCAAUUCCUUGUUUCUCAGCCUCAUGUUCAGAGCCCCAAGAUUGCAUUUCUCUUUAUUGCACGAAAUAGGCUUCCUUUGGAGAUGGUUUGGGAUGCAUUCUUUCGGGGGGGUGAUAGCAAAUUCUCUAUUUUUGUCCACUCGAGGCCGGGGUUUCUGUUCAACCAGGCAACAACUAGAUCUACAUAUUUUUUGAAUCGUCAAGUCAAUGAUAGCACACAGGUAGACUGGGGAGAAGCAAGCAUGAUAGAGGCCGAGCGCAUUUUGCUUAGACAUGCACUUGAUGAUCCUCUAAAUGACCGUUUUGUUUUUCUCUCAGAUAGCUGUAUACCUUUGUACAACUUCAGCUACACUUAUGAUUACAUCAUGUCAACAUCAACUAGUUUUGUCGACAGCUUUGCCGACACAAAAGAAGGCCGUUACAAUCCAAAAAUGCAUCCUGUUAUCCCAGUUCAUAACUGGAGGAAAGGAUCUCAGUGGGUUGUUCUGACAAGAAAGCAUGCUAGGAUUGUAGUGGAGGAUGAAACGGUCUUGCCAAUGUUUCAACAGUACUGCAAGAAAAAGCCACUACCAGAAUUUUGGAGGGAACAACACAUUCCUGCUGACACAUCAAAGUUGCAUAACUGUAUACCAGAUGAACACUAUGUCCAGACAUUAUUGGCUCAAAAAGACCUAGAAGGAGAAUUGACAAGGAGAUCACUGACACAUACUUCCUGGGAUCUUUCGAGCUCCAGGGAACGUGAACGCCGGGGAUGGCAUCCGGUGACUUACAAGUUCUCGGAUGCUACACCUAUGCUUGUAAAAUUUAUAAAGGAAAUAGAUAAUAUUUAUUAUGAGACUGAAUACCGAAGAGAAUGGUGCAGCAGCAAAGCUAAACCAUCCACUUGCUUCCUUUUCGCGAGGAAAUUUACCCGGCCGGCUGCGAUACGGCUUCUUAACAUGUCUGUUCUGGAAUACUUAAAUUAAGAGAACAAAAAGGCUCAAUAAUAAUUAUAUCAGAGGUUGGUAGAAGCACAAAGGAGAAAAAAAUUACUUGGUAAAGAAAUAAGGUGGAGGAAUGAAAAUAAAGCAGAAGCAGCUGAAAAUGAUUGAUGACCAUUCUGAUCAUAUUGUACAAUGAAUUUUGUAUACCUUAGAAAUUGUGGCUGUGUGUGAAAAUAUUGUACUACAUUCUUUUAUUGGCAGAGUUGAUGUACAAUGUUUGAGAUAUGCUCUUAGUAAUUAGUAUAGUGAAAUGAAAAAAGGGUGAAGAGAAAAUUGAGUUAUGUAUACCUGCAUGAAAUUAAUGAUUUUGGUCCUCCAUA